Phacochoerus africanus (Common warthog) is the source of this 1760-nucleotide messenger RNA. RefSeq names its product zinc finger protein 883 (gene ZNF883). The transcript has a single exon. The record is from RefSeq and is a predicted model, not a curated record. Lineage: Eukaryota; Metazoa; Chordata; Mammalia; Artiodactyla; Suidae. The coding region runs from base 32 to 1585 and encodes 517 amino acids.
UAUAAAAUUACUUAUGUUUGAAACAAUUUAAAUGUACAGCUAUAGUUCAGUACUGAUGGAAUCUGAGAACAUUUGUAUGAGAGAGAAACGUGAAUGUAAACUAUGUGGUAAAUCCUUCAGCCGAAACACUAGUCUUAUUCAACAUCAAAGAAUACAUACUGGAGAGAAGACUUAUGAGUGUAAUGAAUGUGGGAAAGCUUUUAGUCAGAGCACUAAUCUUAUUCAACACCAAAGAGUCCAUACUGGGGAGAAACCUUAUAAGUGUAAUGAAUGUGAAAAAGCCUUUAGUCACAGAUCAUCCCUUAAAAAUCACAAGAGAAUACAUACUGGAGAAAAGCCCUAUCCUUGUAAAGAAUGUGGGAAGGCUUUCGGCCAUAUUUCAGCCCUUAUUCAGCAUCACAGAAUUCACACUGGAAAGAAACCAUAUGUAUGUGUCGAAUGUGGGAAAACCUUCAGUCGGAGCACACAUCUUAUUGAACAUCAAGGAAUUCAUUCUGGGGGGAAAUCCUACCAGUGUAAGAAAUGUAGGAAAGUUUUUUAUCACAGCACAUCACUAAUCCGACACCAGAGAACUCACACAGGAGAAAAACCCUACAAAUGUAAUGAAUGUGGAAAAGCCUUCAGCCAUACUCCAGCCUUCAUUCAGCAUCAGAGGAUUCAUACUGGGGAGAAACCCUAUGAGUGUAAUGAAUGUGGGAAAGCUUUUAGUCAGAGCACUAAUCUUAUUCAACAUCAAAGAGUCCAUACUGGGGAGAAACCUUAUAAGUGUAAUGAAUGUGAAAAAGCCUUUAGUCACAGAUCAUCCCUUAAAAAUCAUGAGAGAAUACAUACUGGAGAAAAACCCUAUCCUUGUAAUGAAUGUGGGAAAGCUUUCAGCCAUAUUUCAGCCCUUAUUCAACAUCACAGAAUUCACACUGGAAAGAAACCAUAUGUAUGUGUCGAAUGUGGGAAAACCUUCAGUUGGAGCACACAUCUUAUUGAACAUCAAGGAAUUCAUUCUGGGGAGAAAUCCUACCAGUGUAAGGACUGUAGGAAAGUUUUUUGCCACAGCACAUCACUAACCCGACAUCGAAGAACUCACACAGGAGAAAAACCCUACAAAUGUAAUGAAUGUGGAAAAGCCUUCAGCCAUACUCCAGCCUUCAUUCAACAUCAGAGAAUUCAUACUAGAGAGAAACCCUUUGAGUGUAAUGAAUGUGGAAAGGCCUUUAAUCGGAGUGCACAUCUUACUGAACACCGGAGAACUCAUACUGGAGAGAAACCUUAUGUUUGUAAGGAAUGUGGAAAAACUUUCAGCCGAAGUACACACCUUACUGAACAUCUAACAAUACAUUCUGGUGAGAAACCCUAUCAAUGUAAUGAAUGUCAAAAACAAUUUUGCUAUAGAACAUCACUAAUUCGACAUCAGAGAAACCAUACAGAAGAGAAACCCUAUCAAUGUGAUGAAUGUGGGAAAUCCUUUAGCUUACGCUCAGCCCUUUCCAAACAUAAGCAGACUCAUAGAACAGAGAAGCCUUAUCAGAGUAAUGAAUAUGGGAAAGCCUGCAGCCAUAGGCCAUCAUUUAUCCCUGAGCACUCACAAUAGUAAAAAGACAAAAACCAAAACUCUAGGAUUAUUGUAGAAGAAAAACCUUAGGUAAAAUAUUCAUUCAGUGUUUGUACUGAGAAGAAACACUGUUCUUGUAAUUCAUCUGAAUAAUGUGCCAUCAUUGAGAUCAAAACUUAUAAUGGAAAUGCCUCCAAAACUGGUUUGUUUUUAU